Gadus morhua (Atlantic cod) is the source of this 1229-nucleotide messenger RNA. RefSeq names its product glutathione S-transferase kappa 1. The coding region runs from base 376 to 1059 and encodes 227 amino acids. The record is from RefSeq and is a predicted model, not a curated record. Gene Ontology annotation, biological process: glutathione metabolic process. Gene Ontology annotation, molecular function: glutathione transferase activity; glutathione peroxidase activity. Gene Ontology annotation, cellular component: mitochondrion; peroxisome. Lineage: Eukaryota; Metazoa; Chordata; Actinopteri; Gadiformes; Gadidae. The transcript is spliced from 7 exons.
UGAGCACAAAUAUCACUGGGACUUGGCGGUAGUAACUAUCCAAAUGAUUUACAUGUCUGCAACAUAUCGUUCACUACGUAGAAUGUAUCCAAAGUUCAAUAUCUCCCUGCAGUACAUCUAAACGAAGCAGAACAUUUUAUUUAAAGAUAUAGUUAUAUAUCACUGAUAUUGAAUUGACACAUUUAAUGCGCAGACUUGCCAAGUUGCAUUGGAAGAUUCAAGUGACCCUUGACUUACUGCAGAAAGGUAAACAGACAGCGACCCUGAUUCGAUAGAUUCAACUUGCUGUUUCCCUCCAGAUAUACAAAUAAAAGUAUUAUAGGCUGCGUCGUAGAGGACGACAAUCCAAGAGACCGACACUUAAACAUCCUGAAGAUGUCCUCUAAGAAAGUGGUCGAGUUGUUCUUUGAUGUGGUUUCCCCGUACACCUGGCUUGCAUUUGAGGUUAUGUGCCGAUAUCGAAACGUGUGGAACAUCGAGCUGAAAUUGCGUCCUGGUUUCUUGGGAGGCGUUAUGCAAGGGUCUGGAAACAAACCUCCUGGGCUGGUUCCAAACAAGUUCCUGUACAUGACCAAGGACAUGGAGCGCUUGGCCCAGUACUUUGAGGUUCCCCUUAAGGCUCCAAGUAACCCUUUCGAGGCCAUGUUUGAAAAAGGCUCCUUGUCUGCAAUGCGGUUUGUGGUGGCCGUGCAGGGGCAAGCAAAGGAUGACAAGCAGGUAGAGCUUGUUUCUAGGGAGCUGUGGAGAAGAAUCUGGAGCCAAGACAAAGACAUCACCACACCUGAGUCCCUCUCCGAGGCAGCGAUGAAGGCAGGGAUGUCUGCCAGUGAGGUGGGAGAGUUGCUGAGGCUGUCCUCCACCAAGGAGAUUAAGGACAAGUUGAAAAGCACCACACAGGAAGCACUUGACCACGGGGCUUUUGGCUUCCCCCUCAUCGUUUGUCAUGUAGAUGGAAAGCCAGAGCCGUUUUUUGGCUCUGACCGUUUUGAGCUGAUGGCGCACUGCAUUGGUGAGAAGUGGCUUGGACCUCAGCCCAAACAAUCCCCUGCCAAACUUUAACUUUUGACGCUUGCCUUUAGAUAAUGUGGAUGCUGUUCACUACUGAGUGCUUCAUCUAUGUACCGAUAUCACUUUCUAAAACUCUUCAACGUGACAAUUUAACUCUGAAAACAGAUGGGUUUGGUUUCACAAAAAAUCCUUGCUUCAUAAAUAAAUAUUGUAGAAAUUGA